UGCGUCUCUGCCUCUCAGGGGCUUCAGCUACGUGGACUUGGUGGAGGGGCUGCAGGAUGGCCGUUUCUACGCCCUGAAGCGCAUCCUGUGCCAUGACAAGGAGGACCGCCGGGAAGCCCUGCACGAGGUGGAGAUGCAUGGCCUCUUCGAGCACCCCAACAUCCUGCGGCUCGAGGCCCACUGCAUGGUGGAGAAGGGGCCCAAGCACGAGGCCUGGCUGCUGCUGCCCUUUCUCAGGAGAGGGACCCUGUGGAGUGAGGUGGAAGCUCUGCGAGACAAAGGCACUUUCCUGCCUGAGGAGCGGAUUGUCCUCAUUCUCCUUGGCAUCUGCCGGGGGCUGGAAGCCAUUCAUGCCAAGGGCUAUGCACACAGAGACCUGAAGCCCACCAAUGUGCUGCUGGAUGAUGAGGAGCAGCCUGUGCUGAUGGACCUAGGCUCCAUGAACCAGGCCCACAUCGAGGUCAAGGACUCCCGGGAGGCCAUGGCUUUGCAGGACUGGGCAGCCCAGCGCUGCACCAUCUCCUACCGGGCACCAGAGCUCUUCACCGUGGAGAGAGACUGCGUCAUUGAUGAGCGAACAGAUAUCUGGUCCCUAGGCUGUGUGCUGUACUGCAUGAUGUUCGGCGAGGGCCCCUAUGACCUCAUCUUCCAGAAGGGUGACAGCGUGGCUCUGGCAGUGCAGAACCAGCUCCGCGUGCCCACCAGCGGCAGGUAUUCCACUGCCAUGGAGCACCUGCUCUCCUCCAUGAUGGCGGUGAAGCCUCAGGACCGGCCUCAUGUCUCCUACAUACUUGACCAGCUGGAGGGGCUGCAGGCAGCAUCAAGUGGCCAGGACACCACCCGCAUCUGA
Messenger RNA from Chelonoidis abingdonii (Abingdon island giant tortoise), 850 nucleotides. RefSeq names its product serine/threonine kinase 16 (gene STK16). Lineage: Eukaryota; Metazoa; Chordata; Testudines; Testudinidae. Gene Ontology annotation, molecular function: protein serine/threonine kinase activity; ATP binding. The record is from RefSeq and is a predicted model, not a curated record. Gene Ontology annotation, cellular component: cytoplasm; Golgi apparatus. Gene Ontology annotation, biological process: protein phosphorylation.